This is a messenger RNA of Gossypium arboreum, 868 nucleotides long. RefSeq lists its product as uncharacterized. The transcript has a single exon. The record is from RefSeq and is a predicted model, not a curated record. Lineage: Eukaryota; Viridiplantae; Streptophyta; Magnoliopsida; Malvales; Malvaceae. Bases 77 to 556 code for a protein of 159 amino acids.
ACCAACUAUCUCAAACCCGCCAAAACUUUCAUUAUUCAAAAAGAAAAAAUAUAACAGUUUUUUCUUUUCAGUGAGAAUGGAUUCAUCGGACCACGGCACUACCUCACACAGACAGCGGCUUACUCUCGGCUUCCUCAUUUCAUUCAUGGCUCUAUGCGCCAAGCGCGCUAGCCGGCUUUCCAAGAAGCUAAAGCCUAAACAAAACAGCUUAGCUUCCGGCACUCCGAGAUUCUACGAGCCGAAAUCGCCUCUGAAGUCUCCGUUGAGAUCGCCGAUGCCGAAGCAACUUUUGGCGACGAUAAGCCACAAAGCGAUCACGCUGGUGACCCGGAAAAAGCUCGGCGGCGGAAACGGGAAACACGUGGAGGAGGAAGAUUACGGGGACGGCGGGGUAUGGCAAAGGGCGAUUUUGAUGGGAGAUAAAUGUCAGCCGUUGGAUUUUUCGGGUGUGAUUUAUUACGAUAACAAAGGGAAUCAACUCGACGAGUUGCCUAUUCGAUCGCCGCGUGCCAGUCCUUUGCCUGCUUACCUCACCCGAAAGGGAGGCUUUGAUUAGGCUACCCGUCAAGGUUGUUUAGUUUACGUAUCUUUUCUUUCUUUCUCUCUUGGUGUAAGCUACGUGUUGCGUUUCUAUUGGUGGUUAUGGUUGAGACCGAUGGUCUCAGGUGACGAACUCGUUUUGCUAAAAAAACCUGUUUUAAAAGAAAAAAUUGCUCUUCUCUAUAAAUUAGUGAGGUAAUUCUGCGUCUAGAAUCUUCUUUUUAUUUUCCACUUGAACGUUUUUGUACAAAGGUUUAGAAAAAAAAAAUUUGGAAAAUUGCAUUGUAGAACUUUUAAUAAUAUAAUGAUUACUUUUAUUUGAUGGAAA